Dinoponera quadriceps is the source of this 6047-nucleotide messenger RNA. It is a transcript of the gene CdGAPr, whose product is annotated as GTPase-activating protein CdGAPr. Bases 550 to 5091 code for a protein of 1513 amino acids. Gene Ontology annotation, biological process: small GTPase-mediated signal transduction. The transcript is spliced from 8 exons. Gene Ontology annotation, molecular function: protein binding; phosphatidylinositol binding; GTPase activator activity. The record is from RefSeq and is a predicted model, not a curated record. Lineage: Eukaryota; Metazoa; Arthropoda; Insecta; Hymenoptera; Formicidae.
AUCGAUCUCCACGACGUGGAGAUCGACCGUUCUAAAAUGGAGUGCUACGCACUCCUCCUCGUCAUUGCGAGUGCGUGGCCCUGUUUGUAAUGUGGCGUCGCGCCGCCGCCGACCCAUCCUUUUCCCCGAGUUUUACCCUCGUCCGAGCGUGCGCGACGAGGAGGAGUUGGGCGUGCGGCUGGGAGAGAGAGAGAGACCACUCGUGACAUAAUAGCUCCGUUAUUUCCCCCGUGCCGAGAUUUAGUCCACACAGUAGCGAGCGAGCGAGCGAAAAAGAGAGAGAGGGAGGUGUGUGAGCGAGUUUGAGCGAGCGAGAGAGAGAGGGGAGAGUUGCGGAAGCCCAGCUGUUCGCAGCUUUGCCGGUGCGCAAAGGUUCGAUAUCACCCCCCGCGUCGUACGUUGCUUUCGUGAUAGAAACGGUGCGAGAGCGGAACGAUGAUUCGAUCGAGAGGGAAGUAAAGAUUUGCCGUCACCCUGGCGCGCGACAAAUCGGGUCAAAGGCCCGGAUCCUCGUCCUCCUCUUCCUCAUCCACGGAGAGGCUGCAAAAGAUGCCCGGACCGUCGACGCAAGAGAGACCCCGUGCUCAUCGACUCACCGACAUCGAGCCGCAGACGGCGAAGGGCCUGGGGUGUAGUCGAGCGGACGAUUUCAGCACGCCCGUCAGUUCCGGCAGCAACAUGAGCAGCAUCGCGCGCUUCCCGAAGCUCGACGAGUGCGCCCAUUUUCACUACGAGCACGUCGAGCUCGGUACUCUGGAGGUAUCCGUCAACGACGGUUCCAACGACUCGGACAGUUACGCCGUUAGAAUCACGUCCGGGGACGCGUGUUGGACGCUGCAGAGAUCCUACGACAAUUUCGUCAUGUUCGACAAGCAACUGCAUCGGUGCAUAUUCGAUAGAAAAUUCUCCUCCCUAACGAAGCUUCCAGAUGUACGGCCAAAAAAUGCCUGUGAUAUACUGAAGGACUACCUGGGCCGAUUCUCGCAGUUGAAUCACGAGGGCCUCAACUGCGGCCCGGUGUUGAAUUGGCUGCAGCUCGACAAUCGCGGCAGAAGGAUCCUCGUCCCGGAAUCGGACUCCUGUCCUAUUAACACUCCAGCCGUGGCCGCGGCGUACGCCGUAAGACCUUACACCGCUCAAGCGCCGGAUGAGAUUUCCUUCCAGGUAGGCGACAUGAUAUCCGUCAUAGACAUGCCCCCGCCGGGGGAGAGCACGUGGUGGCGCGGAAAGCACGGCUUCGCGGUUGGAUUCUUUCCGGCCGAGUGCGUCGCCGUGAUCGGCGACAAGGUACCGCGUCAUCUGACCGUCUCGACGACGGUCAGGUCGCGAUUACCGGUGAAGCCCGUGCUGCGAAAGCACGGCAAGCUGAUCGCAUUCUUCAGAUCCUUCAUACUGAAUCGGCCCUCCAGGAGGAGGUUGAAGCAAUCGGGCAUACUGCGAGAGCGCGUGUUUGGCUGCGAUUUGGGAGAACAUCUGCUCAAUUCCGGUCAAGAUGUGCCGACCGUUCUGACGUGCUGCGCGGAAUUCAUAGAGAAGCAUGGUCUAGUCGACGGUAUAUACCGCCUUAGCGGCGUGACGUCCAACAUUCAGAAAUUGCGGAACGCCUUCGACGAGGACCGGGUCCCGGCGUUGCAUUCCGACGAGAGCAUACUGCAGGACAUACACUCGGUGGCGUCACUGUUGAAGAUGUACUUCAGGGAGCUGCCGAAUCCGCUGUGCACGUACCAGCUUUACUCGACCUUCGUCAGCGCGGUUCAAGCCGGCACCGAUGCCGAGAGAUUGCGACGUAUGAGAGACGCAGUUAGAAAGUUACCGCCACCUCAUUACAGGACACUCGAAUAUCUGAUGCGUCAUCUGGUGAGGGUAGCUGCACGCGGCACGGAAACAGGUAUGACUCCGCGCAACGUGGCCAUUGUCUGGGCACCUAACCUCCUGAGAUGCAAGGAAUUGGAAGUGGGCGGUGUAGCGGCGCUUCAGGGUGUCGGGGUGCAGGCGGUCGUGACGGAAUUUCUAGUCUGCUACGCCGAGCUCAUAUUCGGGGACGGUCCGGUCGGUAGGCCGAAGUCACUGGCGAUCACCACGUCCGCGCGAUUACUCACCUUGGAGGAGGCGCGCAACAGGAGCUUUCGGGGUGAGCCCGAUUACAUAGAGGUGGGGGCGGGCCCGGCCGGAUUGCCGCUGCGAUAUCACACGGUCAUCGAGCUGCCGCGCAAGAGGAACGGCUCGAAACGUUCACCCUCGCUCAACUGGCGAGCGUUGUUCGGCAGGGGCGCUCUGGGCGCCAUGGGCAAGACUAGGCAGAUCGGCGGCACGCCGCCGCAGGCGGAAACAGUCCCGAGCUCCUUGAACUCCCUGCGACGGCUGAGACCCGUCAAGAGCGCCGACAGUUUGGACGGCGAGGACAGCUUGGGUCCGCUCUUGGGGCCGCCGCCCGCGAGGACCUGCGGCCACAGCCGAUCUGUCUCGCACGACUCGUACUUCGAUCACCUGGCGGACGCCCCCAGCGCGCCGUCGCCCCUCGAUCUCUCGGAGAUACAGCUCAACUUCGACUUGGAGGAGCGGGAGAUGAGGAUGUUCUCGGAGGAGGAGAGCGGCGGAGUGGCGUCGGUGGAAGCGUCGCCGCGCCGGCAGAGGACCGACGGGAGUCAGUGCGCCGCCGUUACCGGCGGCUCCAAGAGGAAGCGAUCUCGCUUAGAGGAAAGACUGCAGUGCGACGUCGAGCUGCGUUUCAUAGACAGCCAAAGUCCAGAUCAGGUUAUGGUGGCGACAAGCGCGGACAUUCACAGCAUCGACACGCCAUCCCCGUUACCAACGCCAGGUUAUCUGCCGUUAUUGUCAGAAGCUUCCACUCCGCUUACGCCCGCAACAUUACAAGCCACGUCUCAUUCCCCUUCGCCGGUACCGGCCAACAGUCCUAGAAUAAGCUUCCGAAGUUUCACUCUGCCGCUCGAAAUCGACGAGGAGCGCAGCAACAGCGCGAACAAGUUGACGGAGACGACGAGUGCGUCAUCUGAGAAGUCACCGGACCCCGCUAGCCAUGGAUUAUCCAUCAAUUUAGAGAAACGGGACAGAGGAAUCGAGUCCUGCGAGGGGAUCGCUACUUACGACGGGCGCGUGGAGUCGCUGCACGACAGGAAGCGCGCGAUCGCCAGCUCGCUCACGGACGCCAAGAAUCAGACCGGCGGGCAAUUUAGCGACGCGGAGAUGGUGCCGUGCGACAACGGAUUGUCCACCGCAACGGAGACGCGCAAAGACGCACAGACGGACAGAUUGAGCUCGCAUUCCACGACGGAGAUCUCGUCCAAGCCGUACGAGGAGGAAGCCGCGAGCGGCGUGAAGGAACGGUCCACCGAUUCGCAGAAUAACCUUAGCACGGUGGGACGAGAGGUUGCCGAUUCGUCGAGAUUGUUGCCGAACGCGACCGAUCUCGAUUCCCCGAUGUCGUGCGAGCAGACUCUGCGCGAGCUGCGAGAGUCCGGCUUUGUGAUUUGUGAUAGCACCGACAAGGUGUUCACCAAUACGGAAACUCGGCGCGUAAUGAGCAAUGCGAAUGAAUCCGGAGACUGGGUGAUCAUCGGAAGAACGACCGGCUCGUUGACGAUCAGCGAGCCGACAAGUCCCAGCGAUUCCUUCCUGGAGGGCGGCGUGAAUCCAGCUCUGGACAUGGAGCAGCUACGACCGACGUCGGACAACGUCUCCGCGGACGCGUUCCGCGACUCGACGGAGAAUCGCGCGGAAAGCGAAGAGAUGAUCCUCGAGAUGAUCGUAACGGGCGCGAAGGAGCCCGCGAGUCGCGAACACGAGAAUCGGGAGGCGCGUUUCGAGGCUGACGACCUCGAGUCGCGCGAUCUCGAGAACGGCAAUCGGUACUCGUGCGACACGACUACCGCGGACAUCGACUCGAGCCAAGAGACGAGCAAUCUCACGAGGGAGCAGCGGAUUCGCGCUUGCUACGCCGAGGCGGACAACGCGAACGUGUUCGGCAGAAAUCAGAACGAGGCGUGCGAGAAGGAGGAGGUGUUCGACACCUUCACCGAGAACUAUCGUCGCCUGUCGCGUGACGUACGGCGACUGAGCCACUCGAGAUUGUCCGGCAAGACCGAGGAGGAGCAGGAGACGAACCGUGCAACACGGGACGACCGCGACAACAACGAGCGUUGUUCGAACGGCCUGUCGGAAAAGUGCCAAAGCUUCGGAUACAAGAAUUCGCAGAAAGCGCAUACUGAUUCGCAACGCACCCCUUCCAAGCGCAGCGACACCGACGGCCACAAGUGCGUCAACUCGCAGGCCAAGUCUCAGGCGAGCAACGUCGAGGUGAGAAUCCCGUCGGAGAACGCGGCCGAGCCCUGCGAGGUCGCCCACGUGCCGGAGGGAGGAGCGUCCGAGACGAUGGAGCGGACGAUAGACACCGCGUUCUCGAACGCCUCGUCGCCGAGCGCCGACGACGAAGCGAUCGUUCUGCGGGACACCGCGACCAUCCUGCAGGAGUUGGCACUGCAGAGAUUAUCCGGCGGCGCCGUGGCGGAUCUGUCGUCCGCCAGCAGCAGGCGCAGAUACGAGAACGAGACGAGCCGCGAUCGGAGGAGCUUCGACUCGGAGAUCGGCCGCGAGAUCGUACGGGAAAGGAAGAUGAGGCAGGAGCUGGACUGCGCGAGGGGCAAGUCCGAGGAGCCGUCGCAGCACUUACCGCCUUGUUUGCGCGCGCGCCACGCGAGGGCGACCCGCGCCGCGCUCAGCCGGUCCUUGGACGAGGCCAAGUUCAAUCGUAUGACGGGUGAGAUCGCGUUGUCGGUGAAGCAGGCGUCUUCCGAGGACGGCCAGCACUGCUCCACGCCCAACGUCGGCAGCGGUUCCGGCGCAUGCUCGAACGCCACCGAGAAGAUCCAGCUGAGGAAUCUCGGCGGCCUGGACUUGGGGGACCCGCAGUGUAGAGAGAGAAUCGAAAAGUACAAAGAGGAGAGGAGGACGUUCUUGAGGGACAAGUAUCGAUCGGAAAGCUUUCGCGGAAUUUCAUCCAAGUCGGAGGACGAGGGCGAGCAGGCGUUGUUGAACAGGUUGAAACAGAGAGCUUCGAGACCAUCUCUUCAUUGAUCGAGUCCGCUCCUCCUCUUAAGUUUAAUCUCGAUACAGUAGUAGUAUAAAUAAGAGCCGCAGCAGAGUUGAUGCGUAAUCUCGGUGAUGACUAGCGUCUAGUGUCCGUUUUAGAGACAGACAGACAGAGAGAGAGAGAGAGAGGAAGAAUGCUAAUUAUUACAUAUAUAGAGAGUUGUCGAAUUUAAUCGACCGACCAAAUUCCUUCGCAAUUUUUUUUCUCGAAAGCAACGUUGUCUCCUCUCGUUUUGAAAGUAGCGAAAGUAGCGACCAGAUAGAACGGAGCAUCGUAUGGAUACGUGUGCGUGUGUGUGUAUCCGAGUGCGAGCAAAAGAGAAUUCGUCACGUUAAAUCAUAUGAUAUAUAUAUACUCGGUUUCAACACGGUUUGAACACAUUCUUUUUUUUUCCGAUUCGGAACGCAGCUGAUGGCCCGACGCGAAAGAAUCUCUGGAAAUUAAUCGUAAACAAUCUCUUUCUCAUUCGGCCAUCGACUUCGUUCCAAACUGCACUGAGACAAAAGCGGUGUUCGAACGGUGUUUGGUAAGCGAGUGUGUGUGCUUCGUAUAUUUUUAUUGAAAAUUUGCACAUUAUGUCGCAGAUGCGCUCUAACUUACCGGCUUAUUUGUACUACUCACGAAUGCAUCGGGUGCUGCAGCAUUCGAUAACGCACUAUUUAUAUAAUUUUCCAUCAAACGCUUCUACUCGAUCCACUAAGCUGCUUUCACUUGAGUCUCAUCGGUGCCACCGCAAAUCGAUUUGCAAAUGAUAUGUGAAAGUGGAUUUCGACGAGGAUGGUGGAACAAGUUAUUCGGUCCAUGACUCAUCUUCGUCUCGCCUAUCGCCAUCAUUAACUAGCUUGAAUUGUAUGAACGUUUAUAAAGCUCGUUAUUAAUUUAUUAGUGACUUGAGAAAAAGAUAUUCAUUUUUAUUACUGUUAUAAGCUUUAAUAACAAA